This is a messenger RNA of Eruca vesicaria subsp. sativa (arugula), 822 nucleotides long. Lineage: Eukaryota; Viridiplantae; Streptophyta; Magnoliopsida; Brassicales; Brassicaceae. The record is from the annotation of a GenBank genome assembly.
AUGGCUAUGCCUGUUAUAUGUAACCCUAAAGCAGGACUGCAUGAGACUUUACCUUAUAUCAAUAGGUGCAGAAAGUCGUAUAGCUUUUUUGGGUUUGAUCCGAUUAGCAAGAAAUGCAAGGCAUUGUUCAUGGCUUAUCCAAGUGGUCCUGAUGAUCACAGAAUUAUGACAUUAGGAACAAGAGGCAUGAGGUGGAGAAAGAUCAAAUGUUCCUUAAUACAUGAGGGUGUGAGUCAAGGGGUAAGUAUUAAUGGGGUUUUGUAUUACUUAGGUGAUACGUCUGCGUAUGAGGUGUCUGAAGGGAAGUCUACUCUGGCAAUAGUUUGCUUUGAUGUUAGGGCUGAGAAUUUCAAAUUUAUUUAUCUGGAAAGUUGUUGUGAACUGAUAAACUAUAAGGGUAAACUAGGUGUUAUCUAUCGUGAUAAUAUCACUGAUGAUACAAUGGAGUUGUGUGUGUGGGUUCUAGAGGAUGUGGAAAAGCAAGAAUGGUCAAAGUAUGCCUACAUUUUGAAGGGUGAUAACUUCUUCCCGGAGUACGUAUCAGUUGUUGGAGUGAUUUCUACGGGUGAAAUCAUGUUUUCGAUGGCUGAUUAUAUAUCCAAACAACCGUUUUAUGUUUUCUACUUCAAUCUUGAAAGGAAAACUCUUCAACGUGUUGAAAUCCAAGGUUUUGGAGAAUACCGUGACACGUCCAGGCCCAACUAUCAUAUGAAAGCCCACGUCUUUUCUGACCAUAUAGAUGAUCUUAAUGUUAACUAUCCGAAAUUACUCAAGUCAAGCAUAUAUGCCCCACGUCUGAUAUGCUUCAGUCUGAAGUUUUAG